Molecule: messenger RNA, 1011 nt
Organism: Diabrotica virgifera virgifera (western corn rootworm)
Lineage: Eukaryota; Metazoa; Arthropoda; Insecta; Coleoptera; Chrysomelidae
Exons: 1
Coding region: 1-1011 (336 amino acids)
Source: RefSeq, a predicted model, not a curated record
AUGGAAGGUUUAAAGAAAACGCGAAAAUCACUUAAAUCCUCAAUUACACGUAUCUCAAAAUGGCUUACAGCCAAAAAAGACACAGAAAACGACAUACUGGAUUUCGAAAAUAGGAAAGAAAAACUUUGCAAUCUUUUCACACAAUAUGAAGAGAUUCAAUUACAAAUUGAACAGAUUGAUGACAGCGAACAGCAAGCAACUGAUCGAGCAAAUGUGGAAGAAAAAUACUUUAACGCACUCAAAGGUUUACAAAGAAAAAUAAUAGAAUUAAACUCAACAGAAAAUGAAGCACGUAGUUCAAACAAUAAUGCUGUUUCCAGUGCUAAGCUGCCUGAAAUAAGCAUAAAAAAUUUUACCGGCAAUUUUUCUCAAUUUAAUGAAUUUUUUCAACUAUUCGAAACUCUAAUUUUAAAUAACUCAAGUUUAAAUAAUAUACAAAGAUUUAUAUACUUAAAAUCAUUUCUCAAAGGAGAACCUUUAAACUUAAUUAGCAGUUUAGAGGUAAUAGACGCUAAUCUUGCUAUCGCUAUAAAAACUCUAAAAGAGAGAUAUGAUGACAAAUCACGAGUCAUUAGUACUCUUAUAAAAAAGUUGCUAAAGUCUCCAUCUCUAGUCAAAUGCACUCCACAAGUACUAAGAGAUUUUCUUGUACAAACGAAGCAAACGCUUCAAGCUCUUGGUAACCUCGAAGUUCCAAUUGAACAUUGGGACUCGCUCUUAAUAGAAAUAUUUUUAGAAAAAAUAGAUUUUGCUUCUCACAAGGCUUUCGAAUAUGAAGUAGGUUCUAGGAAUGUUCCAACACUUAAACAAUUCUUUGACUUUUUAGAAAAAAGAUGCGAUGUUUUAGAAAAACUUAAUUACUCUGACACUCAGUCAAAGUCCAAUAAUAAAACCACUCAAAAAACUGCUCAUAUAUCCACUAUAAAUGAUAAUAAAUCUAGAUAUGAAAAUUGCAUAUUUUGUAAACAAACUGGUCAUAAAAUAUAUCAGUGUAACUUAUUUAAAGACUGA